Micropterus salmoides (largemouth bass) is the source of this 1938-nucleotide messenger RNA. RefSeq names its product phosphoglycerate dehydrogenase (gene phgdh). Bases 103 to 1692 code for a protein of 529 amino acids. The transcript has 12 exons. Lineage: Eukaryota; Metazoa; Chordata; Actinopteri; Centrarchiformes; Centrarchidae. The record is from RefSeq and is a predicted model, not a curated record. Gene Ontology annotation, biological process: L-serine biosynthetic process. Gene Ontology annotation, molecular function: phosphoglycerate dehydrogenase activity; NAD binding.
GAAAAAACUCCCCAUGUCCAUCACUUCACUUCACUUCACAAAGGGAGAAGACGUCCAGCUGCAGUUACCCUCCAACAAGCAACCCGGAGAAAAAACCCCAAGAUGGCCCCGAUUUCCAUCAAGACUGUUUUAGUCAGUGAAAGUCUUGAUCCCCGCUGUAAGACGAUUCUGGAGGAAAAUGGCAUCCUAGUCACGGAAAAACUGAAUAUGAAAAAGGAUGAACUGAUGGCGGAGAUUAAGGACUACGAUGGCCUUUUGGUUAGAUCUUCAACAAAGGUAACGGCUGAUGUCAUCAAUGCUGCUAGUAAUCUCAAAAUCAUUGGGAGAGCUGGGACUGGUGUGGACAACGUGGAUGUUGAUGCUGCCACCAAAAAGGGUAUUAUUGUCAUGAAUACGCCAAGCGGUAACACGAUCAGUGCUGCUGAGCUGACAUGUGCCCUGCUGAUGAGCCUCUCAAGAAAUGUGCCUCAAGCUGCAAUGUCGAUGAAACAAGGGAACUGGGAUCGGAAAAAGUUCAUGGGCGCAGAACUGUAUGGCAAGGUACUCGGAAUAGUUGGACUUGGAAGAAUAGGAAAGGAAGUCGCUUCAAGAAUGCAAUCAUUUGGCAUGAAGACUAUCGGCUAUGAUCCAAUCACUCCUCCUGAGGUGUCAGCCAGCUGGGGGGUGGAGCAGAUGUCUCUGGAGCAGCUUUGGCCUCAGUGUGACUAUAUUACUGUCCACACUCCCCUAAUGCCCUCUACUGUCGGUUUGCUUAAUGAUGAAUCGUUUGCUAAAUGCAAGAAAGGGGUGAAGGUUGUGAAUUGUGCACGAGGGGGUAUCAUCGACGAGGCCGCUCUGCUCAGAGCUUUGGAGUCCGGACAGUGUGGAGGCGCUGGGCUUGAUGUCUUUGUUGAGGAGCCUCCUAAGAGCUGGUCACUGGUCAGCCAUCCUAAUGUCAUCAGCUGUCCUCACCUGGGAGCCAGUACGAAGGAGGCUCAGGCCCGUUGUGGGGAGGACAUCUCUCUGCAGAUUGUGGACAUGGUGAAGGGCAAGAAGCUGGUUGGAGCUGUGAACGCACAGGUUUUGGCCAGCACAUUCUCCCAGGAAUCUCACCUACUGAUCAAACUCGGAGAAGCUGUCGGAGCUGUGCUGCAGUCAUGCACUGCUUCUAAGAAACCGUUCAGCCAUGUCCAAAUCACUACUGAAGGGGAUUGCAUGAAGUCCUCCACUGGUUAUAUGACUUCAUCAGUACUUGUUGGACUGCUGAAUCAUGAGUCUGGUCAUUGCCUGAACCUCAUCAAUGUGCUGAGCCUAGCAAAGGAGUCUGGAAUCACGGUAAACCAGAGCCACUGUGCAUCUGACGGGGCUGCCAGCGGGGUGUGUAAGGUGGAGAUCAUGGCCAACGGCAGCAGCUACAAAGCCAGUGGUUCAGUUCAAGGUGGUGUGCCAGUCCUGCUGGAGCUGAGCGAGAGUGUGUUUAGACAGCCGGUCUCUCUCACUGGAAAUCUGCUGUUCUUCAAGGCCUCUGCAAAUCCUCAGCUCCUAUCCUCAGUGGCUGGACUUCUGGACACAGAAGGAGUGGAGAUUGAGUCUUUCAGUGCUCCCACAGACCGCACUGGGGAUCUGUGGUAUUGUGUGGGGGUGUCCUCUCUCCUGCGAGACCUCAGUGCCUUGAAGCCUUUGGUUAAGGAGGCAGCACAGCUCAGCAUUUAAAUUACAGAAGCAACGGCAUCUGGAAAUCUCAAAGAGUGUCUUAACAUAAUUGAGCCUCCUUGGCCUUAACGUUUACAACUAACAACUUGUUUAGAAGUUGAACACUUGCAUUUUGAUAACAUUCCUGUGUUUAGAAUGUUUUAACUGCACUAAAACUAAAUCAAAUGUUUCAGUGUUGUGUGUUGUUCAGUUUGUUGUUUGAGCUUUUUAAAGCCAAGAUGUAAAAUAAAGCACACUUAACUAAAA